UGGCCCUUGUAAGCACCUUCGCAGCAGGAAGCCCAGAGCUGCGCCUGCCCUUUCUGAAGGCUGUGGAAGAGGUUGGAGUGGGCGCAUCUUAGCUUGCCCCAUCCCCAUUUGAGGUCUGUCGGAGCUGCCCUUCAGUGUGAGCAUCCACAAUGGGUACCCCAGCCUCGGUGGUCAGUGAGCCACCCCCUUGGCAGGCCCCGAUUGAGGCCCGGGGCCGCAAGCAGGCCUUGGCCAACAUCUUCCAGGACGCCGAGCUGCUGCAGAUCCAAGGCCUGUUUCAACGCAGCGGGGACCAGCUGGCCGAGGAACGGGCACAGAUCAUCUGGGAAUGUGCAGGGGAUCACCGUGUGGCUGAGGCCCUCAAGAGGCUGCGCAGGAAGAGGCCCCCAAGGCAGAAACCCCUGGGCCACUCGCUACACCACUGCAGCCGCCUCAGAAUCCUGGAGCCCCACUCUGCACUGGCCGACCCACAGAGUGCCACAGAGACAGCCUCCAGUGAGCAGUAUCUGCACUCUAGGAAGAAAAGUGCCAGGAUCCGCCGGAACUGGAGGAAGUCAGGCCCCACAAGCUACCUCCACCAGAUCAGACACUGAUCCAGGGAAAGAGCCAGGAAUGGCAGUGUCUUCCCUCUUGCCAAAGGGCCUGGGGAGGUGAAGGAAGAGAGACUUUAGGCAAGCAGCCCAAAGAGGUAAAUGAAAGCAAGAGGCUGCUGCCACUGACCUGCUCCAUUCAGAACAAGACUGGAUGCUUCUGUUGAGCUCUCCAUUACGUGGGACCCAUUCCUCACCAAAAUGAGGAGAGACAGUGACUGUUCCUGCCACAGUCCUUCCCAAUCUAACACUAUUCCUGGGCUGCAUGAUAUUCCCCUGGGAGCAAAGUGACAGGCACUCAGAUGCAGCAUUUCACCACUCAUGCUACUAAUCUACCUGCUACUACUGUAAACCAUGGUUCCAGCAGCCUGUUCCACACCCCCACACCAUCAGGAUAGCACAGGGAAACUGUAGUUUAAGUGGCAAAUAAAAACAUUUGCAUCAA
This is a messenger RNA of Pan troglodytes (chimpanzee), 1035 nucleotides long. RefSeq names its product arginine vasopressin induced 1 (gene AVPI1). The transcript has 3 exons. The record is from RefSeq and is a predicted model, not a curated record. The coding region runs from base 150 to 593 and encodes 147 amino acids. NCBI's taxonomy places the organism in Eukaryota, Metazoa, Chordata, Mammalia, Primates, Hominidae.